Messenger RNA from Amyelois transitella, 2520 nucleotides. RefSeq names its product programmed cell death protein 2-like (gene trus). The coding region runs from base 110 to 1405 and encodes 431 amino acids. The transcript has 8 exons. The record is from RefSeq and is a predicted model, not a curated record. Lineage: Eukaryota; Metazoa; Arthropoda; Insecta; Lepidoptera; Pyralidae. Gene Ontology annotation, cellular component: cytoplasm.
AUUUACAGCUGACAUUUUUGUAUUGUGUAGUAUUGAUUUAAUUCCAAACUAAGUUUAUUAAAAUGUAAAUAGAGAAAGCCAUCCAAAAGUAAUUUAUUUUAUUAUUAAAAUGGCAAAACCACAAGGCAAAGUUUAUCUGGGAUAUGAAGAAGAAAUAAUAAGUGACAAAAAUCAAACCCUCCUGAAUUACACAGUCAAUAAAAUCGGCGGUUUACCAGACUGGCCGCCUUUGACAAAUUUACAGCUUUCUUCCAAAUGCCCUUUGUGUGGCUUGCACAGGUUAUUGAUCGUGCAAUGUUACGCGCCAAUUGAAAAUUCUAUAUACCAUCGUACUUUGUAUGUAUUUGCUUGCAUCAGCCCCAACUGUUGGAUUCAGUCGGAAAGUUGGCUAUGUGUCCGUAGUCAAAUCCAAGAUACACCUUCAGACUCCAGCACCAUUGUUGCAAUGCCAAGCUGUGACCCAAACAUGACCUGGUGCAAUGGAGCAGACGAGUGGGAUGAAAAUGAUAAUGGAGACUCGGCAAAUGGAAAUAUCAUGAAUGUGGAUAAUGUACUCAGCUCGAACAAUGCUUCCAUGCAGAGGAAUUCCGAUGAAGAUGAAGAAAGCAAUUCGUUUGAACUGGAAUCAGUCGAGCAAGCUUUGGGAAACCUUCAAAUGUUUGAUGCACAUAAUGCGAAUAUGUCACCAGUUCAAGGUGCAGUAGGUGCAAUUGGCGUGCCCGUUGCUGCUGCAGAACUGGAAGGUGGGGAUGAGCCUGGAUUGGUGACUGUGGACAAACCCACAUCCCCUACUGAUGACAUGCAAGCUUUGUUACAUCAGACAGCAGAGUUACCACCAGAUAUUAGAAACCGACUUGUAUGUGGGCCCUUGCAAUUUGUCCCAAAAUAUAUUUAUGUGGAAGAAGAAUGGAGGAAGGCAUCAAUGAAUGAUGACAAAGUCACAGAGCUACUAAAUAAAUAUAAGCAAGACAAUGAAAUGGAAUUAUCGUGUGGUGGAGACCGCGGCGCAGUGGCGGGUUGCGAAGAUGAAAUGUACGAAGAGGCGGCGCCCGCGCACGGCGACCGGCUGUUCCACGCGUUCCUCACGCGGCUGCGCUGCAACCCGCAUCAGAUACUGAGAUACUCCCGAGAAGAGCCCCCACUACUAGGUGCUCCGCUCCCCGGCACCGCUUCUACCCCCGAUUCCCCGUCGACCCCUACAAAGUGUUCCCGAUGCGGCUCCCUCCUUAUCUGUGAACUACAACUCGUCCCAGAAUUCGCUGAAACUCUCAAUCUUCAACCACACAACACUACACUUUCACACCUACAUUUCCUUUCAAUCCUCAUUUUCACAUGCGCGCAAAGCUGCUGGCAGCAAUCUGAUACCCUCGUCAAAGAAACUGUGGUCUUCCAACCGGAGGUGUAAGACUUUAGCCUCCAACUAUGUAAUCUACUGCAAUACUUCACUUAAGACCCAGUACUUGAUCGAUAAGAAAGCUGUAGUAAAUAAUACUUGAUCAAGUUUAUAAUUUUCUCUUUAUAUAAAUAAGAUUUAUCUCAAUUUUUCAUUGUAAUUUAUAUUUCACAUUUUGAAGUUGCUUCUUUACUAUUUACUGCUAUAUCAUGGUACGCUGAUCUUUUGCAUUCCGUCUUUGAUGUAGAUAUUUGUUAAUAUGCCAUAGGAAUAUGCAUACCUUCCUGUAAAUGAUUGAUAUAAAUCGGAAAUACCAUGAAAUCGGAAAUAAUAAAAUAAAUAUUUUUUCAAUAAUAUUAUACUUUAUUUCCUAAUGGCAUAUACGAUAUCUUGUUAACACUUGUAAUGAAUAUUAAUUUUAAAAGCUAUGAGGGCAAAGUCAUAUUGUAAAUUGAUUAUUACUUUAAAAAAGUAAAAUUUAUAUUAUUCAAAGAAAAAUAAAUCUUUUAAACUUUAUUAUUAACUUACGCACUAAGUUUUAGAUAUUAUUGUCUUGUUUUACCUUACAUAGGUUCUAUGAAUAGUAUACUCACCAAAUGAAAAAUGGGUAUAUUUUAGUAAAUAAGUAAUAAUGACUUAAUCUUAUUUUUUUCUGUGUCUUGAAAAAAGCGACAAACUCUUGAUACUGAUAGAAAUGUUUACCAUUUACGUUAUUAUUUAUGCACAGAAUAUGUUUGCGUAUUGCGUGAUAAUCUGCCAAAAUAAAGUAAGUUUUAGAAACUACAUGUUACCAACUAUUAGUUAAGACAAUGGUAACUGAUAAGUAGGUAGAUAGACGACUGGUUGCCUUUUAGAAUUUUAAUGGGCAUAACCAAUAUAUUUGCAUUUAUAUAUAUCUUAUUAUACUUUGGAUUUUGUAGAAAAUAGAUAACUUUUAUUCGAUUUCCAUCCAUUUUAAACAGUAGAUGUUUCAAUAUUGAUGUUAGUAAAAUGAGAAAAGUAAAUCUCAAUUAACUUUUAACUGUGAUUUUAAUCAGAAAUUAAUAUAAAGUAAAAAUAGUGCCGAUCCAUGAAAUUGUUAAUUAACCUUUAUUAGAAUAAUAAGCCAUUUUAUUUGUUAAAAUACA